Molecule: messenger RNA, 1307 nt
Organism: Hippopotamus amphibius kiboko
Lineage: Eukaryota; Metazoa; Chordata; Mammalia; Artiodactyla; Hippopotamidae
Gene: THEM4
Product: thioesterase superfamily member 4
Exons: 7
Coding region: 1-660 (219 amino acids)
Source: RefSeq, a predicted model, not a curated record
AUGGGGUGUCUGCAGUGCCCUGCUCAAGAACGAGCAAGCGGAAGGUCAUUUUCUACUGAGAAAGUCAUUCGUAAGGACUUUGCUCUCCCCAACCCCAGCUGGAGCAAGGACUUAAGACUCCUCUUUGACGAGUUCAUGAAGAAAUGUGAAGACGGCUCCUGGGAACGUUCGCCUUCACGUAAGGCUACUCGAAAGCAUGAAGACUUAAAAAUCUGUAUUCUUGACCCAAAGCUUGUGAAAGAAAUGCUACUGCCAGAGGUCUGUAUCUUCACCAGAAGCUAUGAGGAAGGCCUGGGCUUUGAGUAUGUGAUGUUCGAUAAUGAGAAUGAGAAAAGGACCGUUUGCUUCUUUCAAGGAGGUCCUUAUCUGCAAGGAACACCUGGGUUCCUUCAUGGAGGUGCCAUUGCUACAAUGAUUGAUACUACUGUUGGUGUCUCUGCAGCUGUGCGUGAGGGAUUAGUCAUGACUGCCAAUCUCAACAUCAGUUUUAAAAGACCUAUCCCCCUUUAUUCUACUGUUGUGAUAACUACCCAACUUGAUAAAACUGAGGGGAGGAAAUUGUUUCUUUCCUGUAACAUUCGAAGUGUUGAUGAGAAGACUCUAUAUUCAGAGGCAACAAGCAUAUUUAUAAAGCUGGAUCCUGAAAAAGAAUUGCUGUAAAUGAGCUUCUGGUGAAUUCCACACCAAUCUGCAUAAGGCUGUCCCUCCUCCAGAAGAAGUAGUUGUUUUCAGUCCUGCUCUACUAACCCACUGUUGAAUCUCCCAUCGGGUGAAGCCUGCUAACACAGACCUUCCUAAACAAGUCUUCUGACUACAACUCCAGGAGCUCCAUUUCUACCUUCCAAACUUUUUUACACAGAGGCACUCCCUGUGAGAGUAUCAGCAAUUCUUUCUGUCUCCUUAGGAUAAGUGUCUGGUUCUCCUGAAAUUUGAAUGGGCUCCUUAAGGUUGCACAGGUGUGAUGUCUGAUCCAUUGCAGACUAGAGAAAAAAUUCAUAUUGAAACUUUUACCACAAACUUGGAAAUGCCAGAAAACCAAAGGAAGAAAUAAAUAUAUCUUAUUUAAUAUAUUGCUCAAAGGAAAUCAAAAUUGCCCAAGCAAGAGACUUCGAAGUUUUCUUUGAAGAAGAAACUUUUCUUCUACUGCUUCUCAACCAGGUGCUUCCUAGGCUACAGCCAUUCUCAACAGCAGACCUUUUUCAAACCCGUUCCACUUAUCUUUAACUCUCAAAAACCUUUCAGUUAACUAUGACCUGAACCUUACCAAAUUGCCUAACUAUCUGACAAAGUAAUAAGAAACGAGAAAG